Dentiscutata erythropus is the source of this 696-nucleotide messenger RNA. NCBI's taxonomy places the organism in Eukaryota, Fungi, Glomeromycota, Glomeromycetes, Diversisporales, Gigasporaceae. The record is from the annotation of a GenBank genome assembly.
AUGUCUGCUAAUAAAAAAGCUCAAAUUUGGGAUUACGUAAAACUAGAAGUAGUAAAAACACUACCUGACGUCCCCGGAUCUGCUACGUUAUUACCAUUAAAUUAUACUAACAAUUACACUGCUGAAAUAUUAUUUUGUGGUGGUUCUUAUGAGAUGAAACCUGAGAAUGUUGCUGAUGCUACUUGUGCAAGAAUCAAUUUAGGUAAUGAUAAUCCUACUUGGGAGAUAGAAGAUUUUGGAAAUCCUGCUCAACCUCGGGUUAUGACUGAUGCUAUAUUGAUGUCUGAUGGAAAAGUGUUGUAUUUAAACGGUGCGGUUAAUGGAUAUGCAGCCUGGGAUGGAACUGUUUUCGUGUCAGGAAGUAAUCCCAAUUCUCCCUCUUGUUUCAGCUGUGAAUAUCCAACUGAAUAUCGAGUCGAGAGAUUUACACCGCCACACUUAUUAACUGGUGCUCCCCGUGCUACAAUGAAAUCCGUGGCUGGAUCCACAUCUAUGAAUGGAUUAGCUGCCAUAACAGUAAAUUAUAAUCAAGUUGUAACAGUCGUUAUUGCCAUCAGAAUGGUAACUUUAAAAGUUGAAAGUGUUAUUCCAAUGAGUACGGGAUACGCUAUAGAUGUGGUUAUGCCACCUAAUUCUAAUAUAAUGCCUAAUGGCGCACCAGCUGACACUGCUGUUGAAAUUAAUCUUAAGCAAUGA